AUGGCGGCCUCUUUCCCCACCUCCCGAGUUCUCUUUCUCCUGACUUUCUUCUUUUCCCUCACAAACACCACAGCUCAAAACAAUGGCGGCACAAACUUUUCAUGCUCAGUGGAUUCAACCCCUUCCUGCGAAACAUACGUCGCCUACUUCGCCAACCCACCAAACUAUUUGGAUCUUGAAAACAUAUCUCAGCUCUUGAUCCUCCUUUCAUCAAUCGCAAAAGCCAGCAGCCUCGCCGCUGGCGACAACCAGUUACUAUUUCCCCGUCAACUCUUGCUCGUUCCGAUCACCUGCGGGUGCACAGAUCACCGUUAUUUCGCCAACAUCACAUACAAGAUCAAGGAAGGUGAUAACUACUACUUCGUCUCAGUAAAUUCAUUCGAAAAUCUCACCAACUGGCUUGUUGUGCAAGAGAUGAGCCCCGCGCUUACUCCAACGCUCCUGCAGAUCGGCACAGAAGUAAUCUUCCCUUUGUUCUGCAAGUGCCCCUCGAAAACCCAUAUAGAAAAUGGUAUCACAAACCUCAUCACAUACGUGUGGCAGCCCAACGAAGACGUUUUGCAGGUGAGUGCUACAUUUGAUGCCUUCCCUGCCGCCAUUGUAGCUGAAAAUGGCUACGGCAACAACUUCACCUCCGCAGUGGGGGUUCCGGUGCUGAUCCCCGUGUCACAGUUGCCAGCUCUCUCUCAAUCUCACCCUCCUCAUCCCAGACAUCAUAGGAUGUUUUUUCUCGUCGUUGUUGUAAGCUUGGGAGCUGCUGUUUUGGUGCUCCUUUUGGUUGCUUUGUUGGUCUAUGCUUAUUGUUUACGUGAGAGAAAGAAGAAGACUAUAAAUCGCACGGGUUCCUAUCUGGAGACCAGUGAUCUGAUACAAACCAUUAAGGAGCAACCAAAAAGCGAAGAUUUUAAGGAAAAGCUACUCCCUGGAGUUUCAGGCUACCUCAGCAAGCCGACAGUGUACGAGAAUAAAACGAUCAUGGAGGCAACGAUGAACCUCAGUGAAACAUGUCGGAUUGGGAAAUCAGUUUACAGGGCAACCAUCAACGGGGUGGUCUUUGCAGUGAAGAAAACCAAGGAAGAUGGCUGCGGAGAGGAGCUGAAAAUCCUGCAGAAAGUAAAUCAUGCAAAUCUGGUGAGAUUAGUCGGCAUCUCAUCAAACACAGAAGGAAAUCGGUUCUUGGGAUAUGAAUAUGCAGAGAAUGGAUCGCUUGAUAACUCUUUAGCUUUCCUCACAUGGAAUCAGAGGCUAAAUAUUGCGUUAGAUGUAGCAAAGGGUCUUUACUACAUGCAUGAACACACACAGCCGACGAUUGUUCACAGAGAUAUAAGAGCAAGCAAUAUACUUCUCGACUCAAUGUUCAAGGCAAAGAUAGCAAAUUUCUCCAUGGCUAGAUCUGCAGCUGCAAACGAUGUUAUUAUGCCGAAAGUGGAUGUUUUUGCCUUUGGGGUUGUUCUGCUGGAGCUGCUUUCGGGGAAGAAAGCCAUGGCAGUGAAGGAAAGUGGUGAGGUUGGUAUGCUGUGGAAGGAGAUAAGGUGGAUGUUUGAAGGGGAAGAGGGGAGCAGAGAGGAGACGUUAAGGAAAUGGAUUGAUCCAAACUUGAAGGGAUUGUGUACAAUUGAUGGUGCCAUCAGCUUGGCAGCUUUGGGGAGGGCUUGCACGCUGGAUAAAUCAAUGGCAAGGCCAAGUAUGGGGGAGAUUGUAUAUAGUCUGUCUCUUCUUACUCAGUCAUCUCCUGAAACAAAUUCAGAAAGAUUUUGGACUUUGGGAGUUGAAGGAGAUGAAGCAAUUCAUAUUGUCAGUCCAGUCAAAGCUCGUUAG
Molecule: messenger RNA, 1818 nt
Organism: Corylus avellana
Lineage: Eukaryota; Viridiplantae; Streptophyta; Magnoliopsida; Fagales; Betulaceae
Product: serine/threonine receptor-like kinase NFP
Biological process (GO): protein phosphorylation
Molecular function (GO): ATP binding; protein tyrosine kinase activity
Source: RefSeq, a predicted model, not a curated record